Molecule: messenger RNA, 1991 nt
Organism: Stegostoma tigrinum
Lineage: Eukaryota; Metazoa; Chordata; Chondrichthyes; Orectolobiformes; Stegostomatidae
Gene: fbxo9
Product: F-box protein 9
Exons: 13
Coding region: 113-1426 (437 amino acids)
Biological process (GO): SCF-dependent proteasomal ubiquitin-dependent protein catabolic process
Cellular component (GO): SCF ubiquitin ligase complex
Molecular function (GO): protein binding
Source: RefSeq, a predicted model, not a curated record
UUUCCUGGAUUGUGUGGUUCGCUUUUCCGACCGAGAACUGCAAUAAUCUCCGAUCGCUCAGCUGCGUCAGGCUUGUUUACUGUCCAGGAGGUCGACAGGCCCUUUUCAAAGCAUGCAGGUAGACAGUGAAAAAGAUAACUAUACUGGUGUCAUUGCUGAAGGAAUUGAAAGGUCUGAUGAAGCAAACCUUCAGGAGGAACUUGAUGUGUUUCGAGCUCAAUGGAUGUCUGAACUAAAUCCAAAUGGAAGCUCCAGUGGAUCUGACAUGCAGCUUGGUAAAGUCUCUGGCAAGAAACCUCCUUCCAAAUCUUCAGGUAUAAAAGGGAAACAGGAGCUUGCUCGUGAAGAAAAGGCCAAAGAACUGUUCCUGAAAGCAGUUGAACAAGAACAGAACGGAGCAGUCUAUGAAGCCAUCAAAUACUAUCGGAGGGCCAUGCAGCUUGUACCUGACAUUGAAUUCAGGAUCAACUAUGUUCAUUCUCCCGAAAGUGAUGGAAAUGGCAAAGCUUACAACGAAGAUAAGGGAAAAGCCAAGGAAAUAACUGAUCUGUUGCCAUACUUUCAGCAGCAGCUCACCUUACAGGACUCUUUCCACAAAAUGUGUCAGCCUGAGUUUGGUGUGAAUCAGACACACAUAUCGGAGCUCCCAUUUGACGUCCUCAUGUAUAUAUUUCGAUGGGUUGUGUCAAGUGAUUUGGACCUACGAUCUUUAGAACAAUUGUCCAUGGUCUGUCGAGCAUUUUAUAUUUGUGCAAGAGAUCCUGAAAUCUGGCGUUUGGCCUGCCUAAAGGUAUGGGGCAGAGCAUGUAGUAACUUGGUCCUAUACAGUUCUUGGAGACAGAUGUUUCUAGAAAGACCUCGGGUCCGAUUUGAUGGUGUUUAUAUCAACAAGACAACCUAUAUACGUCAAGGAGAGGAGUCUCUUGAUGGUUUUUACAGAGCGUGGCAUCAGGUAGAAUACUACAGAUAUCUGCGAUUCUUCCCUGACAGUCAAAUCAUAAUGCUGACCACACCAGAGGAUCCUCAAUCCAUAGUCCCUCGUUUAUCUGGCAGGUCUCCAAGAAUGGAUGCUGUUCUGUUUGGUCAUUAUCGUCUCUCACAAGAAACAGAUAACCAGACCAAAGUAUUUGCUGUGCUGGCUAAGAGAAAGAAAGAGGAGAAAACUCCAGACUAUCAGAAAUACAGAUAUUACCGCCGUGCUCCUGCUUCUUCUGAGACAGAACAUAGCUUUCAUGUGGGAUUACAGCUUUGCUCCAGUGGUCGACAGCGGUUUAAUAAACUUAUCUGGCUUCAUCACUCAUGUCAGAUUACCUAUAAGUCAACUGGUGAGACUGCUGUUACCACAUUUGAUAUUGAUAAAAUGUACACACCUUUGUUCUUUGCUCGUGUGAAGAGCUUUACAGCAUUUGCUGAAACCCCUCUUUAAUUUGAUCCAACCUGUCAAUUUGGGUUUAGGCUCAUGGCAAAGCACUUUGAUCUUCUACCUUUUGCAUGAGUGAUAUGGCAUUGACUCCACAAAGAGGAAACUGCUUUCUGAGUUUAUAUAGGAUAUUGCUGAAUCAGUGCAUUAUUUUUUAAAGGAGACUUUUGCAAAAAUAAAGUCUGAAAUCUCAAAGUUUCAGUGUGUUGGAUCCCAGAUUGGUUUCUUUGAGAUAUGAAUGAAGAAAGUUAAAUAAUCUAUAAUUAGGCUUGGGGGUUUAAAUAGAAAUCUUGAGGCUGUUAACUUUGGUAUUGUUUCAAUUUUACUACCAAUAUAUUGGUACUGUCAGAAUUUUUACACUGGGUUAUGAGAAUGUAACUGUCAGCAAACUGUCAUUUUUAUUACAAAUGGAAUUGUUCAUGUUAUCUGAGACUCUGCUGGACAACAGUCAUUGUCUUUUCAUGUCUUCUGACUUCAAAGCUUUAACAGAUUGAGAGUUUUUUUUUCAUUAUUUACUUAAAUUGAAAUUAUGUUUGGAUACCAAGAAAAUAAAUGUUUUCUUUCAAUUGGC